Messenger RNA from Sinocyclocheilus rhinocerous, 3793 nucleotides. RefSeq names its product lysine-specific demethylase phf2-like. The coding region runs from base 1 to 3027 and encodes 1008 amino acids. The record is from RefSeq and is a predicted model, not a curated record. Lineage: Eukaryota; Metazoa; Chordata; Actinopteri; Cypriniformes; Cyprinidae. The transcript has 23 exons.
AUGAGGCUUAAUGGGACAGUGGUGAAGAGAAAGCCACUGUUAAAAAUUUCACAUGACAUCUCAGUUGUAGUUUUGCCAGAAGGCAUGUGCUGUGUGGGAGUGGAUGAAGAUGAAGCACCAGAUAUUGACAUCUAUCACUGUCCUAACUGUGAAAAGACCCACGGCAAAUCCACCUUGAAAAAGAAAAAGAGCUGGAAUAAGCAUGACACGGGGCAAAGUGGAGACGUCAGACCGGUUCAAAACGGCAGUCAGGUGUUCAUAAAAGAGCUGCGCAGCAGGACAUUCCCCAGUGCAGAAGAUGUGGUGGUCAAGCUGUCUGGAAGUCAGAUGACGUUGGACUACCUUGAGGAGAAUGGAUUCAAUGAGCCAAUUCUCAUCCAGAAGAAAGAUGGGCUGGGGAUGGCUAUGCCUGCACCCACGUUCUACGUCAGUGAUGUGGAAAACUAUGUUGGACCUGAUGUUCUUGUAGAUGUUGUCGAUGUGACCAAACAGACACAAAGCCAGAUGAAGUUGAAAGAAUUUGUUGAUUUUUACUACAGCACAAACAGAAAGAAAGUAUUAAAUGUGAUCAACCUAGAGUUUUCAGACACAAGAAUGGCCGAUAUUGUUGAGAGUCCGCAAAUAGUUCGGAAGUUAUCCUGGGUGGAAAAUUACUGGCCUGACGAUGCAUUGUUGGGGAAGCCCAAAGUGUCCAAAUACUGUCUCAUAUGUGUGAAAGACAGCUACACAGACUUCCACAUUGAGUGUGGAGGUGCCUCUGUGUGGUAUCAUGUACUUAAGGGAGAGAAAAUCUUCUUUCUGAUCAAGCCCACUUCUGCCAACCUUUCUCUAUACGAGCGCUGGAGGUCCUCCUCCAACCACAGCGAGAUGUUUUUUGCUGACCAAGUGGACAAGUGUUACAAGUGCACACUGAAACAAGGGCAAACGCUUUUCAUUCCAUCAGGUUGGAUUAAUGCAAUACUGACUCCUGUAGACUGCUUAGCCUUCUCUGGGCAUUUUGUCCACAGUCUGAGUGUGGAGAUGCAAAUGAGGGCAUAUGAGGUGGAAAAAAGACUCAAAGUUGCCAGCCUCACUCCAUUUCCAAACUUCGAAACAGCAUGUUGGUAUGUGGGGAAAUACUACCUUGAGAGGUUUAAAGGUUUACAUAAGGCAAACAAACAGCCACCUCCUUACUUGGUACACGGUGCCAAAAUUGUCAACGGCGCAUUCAGAUCGUGGACUAAAAAACAGGCUCUUUUAGAACAUGAGGACGAGCUUCCAGAAAACAUGAAGCCACCACAGCUCAUUAAAGACCUUGCCAAAGAGAUUCGGAUUUCAGAGAACGCAACAAAAGCCAUAAAGAAUGAACCCAGCAACUCGAAGCCCCCGGCAGAGGAACCCCCGUCUGCUCCAUCAGAACCAGAAGAGCCCAUGUCCCCUGCCCACAUCUCCACCCCUCCAAGAGAUAAGCCAGCCAGGAAGAAAGCCACAAAGCCACCCAAAAUCCCCAAGGCACCCAAACCACCGAAGGAACCCAAAAUAAAAGAAGGUGGCAAAAAGAAAGCAAAGAAAGCGAAAGAAAGUAUUUUACCUGAGAAAAAGCCCUCCAGUCUGGCAGCUCUUGAAUCCCAUGCAAAGGACAUCCUGAACAAGAUGGACCAGCCCAAAAAACUGGUAAAGACUGGGAUGAGUAUCAUGGAGAGGGAGAUGAGUAAACCGAAUGACGUUGAUAAGUUUAAGAUGAUUCGAGAGCAUAAUAAGAACAAGACGGAGGCCAAAUGGAAAUAUAAGAAUAGCAAACCCGAUUCGUUAUUGAAAAUGGAAGAAGAGCACAAAUUUGACAAAAGUCUACUCAGCCAUAAAGACAAUAAAUUUUCAUUUUCAUUGUCGAAUAAGAAGUUGUUGGGAUCAAAGAUGCUCAAGACCCAGACCAAUUCGAGUGUUUUUGGCUCAAUACAGAACAUAAAGGAAGAAAAACCCAAGCCCGUGAGAGACGAGUAUGAGUAUGUCUCUGAUGAGGGGGAGCUUAAGAUUGACGAAUUCCCAAUCAGGAGGAAAAAGAACGCAGUCAAGAGAGACUUUUCCUUUUUAUCAAACAUCAAAGAGCCCAUUCAGCCAGCGAAAAAGCCAAAGCUACAACAGUCGGACAUGAAGAGUCCAGAUUCAUCAGAUGAGGAAUCUCUCCACAUAGACACAGAGGCCAAGACAGAGGUCAAAGGUCGUAACUCCAAGGUCUCUAAGAAUAAAGGAGGCAGUUCAGCUGGGAUUCUGGAUCUCCUGUGCAGUGGUAAUCUGCACAGGCUAAAUCUGUAUUUUCUGCUGGAUACCUCAAGCUCAAAAGCAGAUGUGGACACAAUAGUCUUCUCGGCUCACACGGCAGGCAGCAGCGUGGACAGUUUGGACAUGUUCGAUGAUGACCAGGACCACCUGGAAGCUUGCUUUAGGGAUUCUGAUUACGUUUAUCCAUCUCUGGAAUCUGAGGAGGACAGUCCCAUUUUCAAAUCGAGAUCGAAAAAAAGGAAAAAUACAGAUGACACUCCAUAUAGUCCAACAGCACGAGUUGGGCCCACUGUACCACGACAGGAGAGACCAGCUCGGGAGGGAGCACGUGUGGCGUCCAUAGAGACAGGAUUGGCAGCUGCGGCGGCUAAAUUGUCUCAUCAGGAGGAGCAGAAGAUCAAGAAGAAGAAAAAGAGUACCAAAAAGAAGCCCGUGGCUGUAGAGGAGCCUCACAAACUCGCUCAGGACAGCAGCUCUCCAGAACCCACCCCGGACUCUGAGACUAACCUGGGCGACCAUGAGUACAGCACUGGAACGAGCAAGACCGCCGGCAGCUCGCAACCCAUGGCCCCCGGAGUCUUCCUCAGCCAGAGACGGUCUUCAUCAUCAUCGUCAUCUCAGAACACCUCAUCUGUCCCGCCACCAAAAGUCGAACGUGGGAACUCGACAGACGCCAAAGCCAAGCGGCUAAAGAAAGGAAUGGCAACGGCCAAACAGAGACUUGGAAAAAUCUUAAAGAUUCAUCGUAACGGCAAGCUUCUGCUGUAACGUGGACAAUGGGUGACUUUCUCCUGACGUUUAUGGACCCGUGGACUGAUCCCUCCCUCCCUCGACAAGCCGAGAUGAGAGCAUAAGGACUGAAACGGACGGGAACGUGAACAGGAUCCCACAAGUUUUCAAUUUCUAAGAAGAACAUAGCUCAGAUAGGUUUUUGCCUCUUCUUUUACUUUAUAACUUUCAGAUAUUAAAAAUGUACAGAAUACCUGCUAUUAAUAUUUUGUAAGAAGAAUUUGUCUUGUUUUACUACACCUAUCAGUUUAUCAGGGGUUGCUAAUAUAUUAUAAGAUACAGUACAUAGCAGUCAUUCCAAGAUAAAGAAAGUAUCCCUUGCAUGUAUUCCAGUUGCAUGCAUUGUUUUGAUGAGGGGAAAGGGUUGGUGGAAGGUUGCAAACAAGAAUUUCAUUUUUGCUUAUUGGAUGUGGCUUAUCAUUGUCUUUUUAAUUUUUUAACAAGUAUUACUGAAGACAUGACGAUUUUCACAGUAACUGGUGGGUGAUUUUAAUAUCCCCCAUUUGGAAUUUACUUUCCUUAAUCCUUAAGCAAAAAAAGCAUUUUUACACGGGACAACUGAAAAAGUACUUUUCUGUUUGCUAAGCACUAUCGCAGAUAAUAUUUAUUGACCGAAUAUAAUUGUAAAUGUCCUAGGUAGUUUGAAGCCCUAAGGCACUUACAAAACUUCAGUGAAGCACAAAUAUGAACUCUUAUUUUUAGUAACAUUGUAUAUCUUCACAGCUAUUAUAAAACGACAGCUUUA